Messenger RNA from Naegleria gruberi, 630 nucleotides. RefSeq lists its product as uncharacterized. The coding region runs from base 1 to 630 and encodes 209 amino acids. Lineage: Eukaryota; Heterolobosea; Eutetramitea; Acrasida; Naegleriidae. The record is from RefSeq and is a predicted model, not a curated record. The transcript has a single exon.
AUGUAUAGUACAACAAAUUCAGAGGAAUUUUCCAACAAGUUCCAACGAUCUCUAGAUGGUCCAAACAACCAUAACAUCUUUCCUAGACAAUCCCCUUCCAAUCAUAAUACGGAUCCAAACUUGAUGAGAACCACCCAAUUGUUCCAUUCAACAAUUAAUAGUAAAUCAGUUACACUUCAUAAGGGAACAGGUGGAGGUUUUCAAACAAACAAUUUACCAUUUCGCCCAACUGAUAAUGAAAUUCCUGUUCAACCAGUGACAAGAUGGAGAGACAGACUCAUUGAUCCUAAUUGCCAUCCAUCAGAUUUGUCAAUGUCUCAAUCAGCAUUUAAUAAGAAGGCUAGUUUAUACAAGGAGAAGGAACAUGCAGAUGUUUUGGUUGAGACUUUAAAGAAAUCAGCAGGGUAUCAAUCAAAAGUUGAGGAUGAUCCUCUCUUAUCAUCACAUCCAACAGGAUACAAGAGCAAUUUUAAAUCAAAGAACAUUGUAUCUGGGCAGGAUUACCCAGAUCAUGUUGACUUACCAACCAGACAGCAUGUUAGUGAAAUGAAACAAAACUAUACUUUUGGAGAUCCUUAUCAAUUCAAUUCAUUUAUGGACACUAUUAAGAGUUCUAACGUAGAGUACUAA